ACUCACAGAUACAGAAGACAGCUGAUGAACAUGGGCCAAGUGGAAAUAAAGCGAGUGCAACCCAGCAGCAGGCCAUCUCUACAGCUUUCCUAAGUUCUUCAAAGUACAAAACAGAAUCAAAGGAACAACAGACCAAGGAGCAGGCCAUAGCUAGAUGGAUUGGACGCACAGGUUUGCCACUCACAACAAUUGAAGACGAGGACUUUAUUCAAAUGAUGGAGAUAGUAGAUAGGAGACUAACAGUUCCAAAGAAAACUAAAAUGAGCAAUUUGAUUGAAACACAGUAUGAACAUGAAAGACAAAAAUUCAAAGAGAGACUUGCUGCUGCCCGGAGAGUAUCCAUUGGGCUUGACUUGUGGACAAAAAAAGGACUGACGGCCUCAUUUCUUGCUAUAAGCGCAUGCUACUUUUGUGUUGAACAAGGUAAACCUGUACACAUAUUGUUGGCCCUUGAACAAGUAGCUCACCCACACACUGCACAGUCUAUUAAGGCAUGUGUGGACAAAUGUAUGCAAGAGUGGGCCAUACCAAAGGAGAAGAUUCUGACAGUAAUAACGGACAAUGGGAGUAACAUGGUGGCUGCCUUUAAAAACACCACAGCAGAAGAAAGCAGCUCUGAGGAGGACUCCCCUGGGUCCAUGAUGGAAAGUGACUCUGAAAUUGACGACCAGCGGUACCAUCAUGUCGACAUGGAAAUGGACCGGACACCGUGCGUGGUGCAUACCAUACAACUUGUGGUCCACAUGUUGCAGAAAGAGACAACUGUCAAAAGAGUCCUCGAUAAAGCAAGGUUUGUGGUAAAACUCUUUCGCAAGUCCUCAGUUGCAACACAGAGGUUAUUGGACCAGUGUGGUGUUAUUGUUGUAAAUGACUGCCCCACACGCUGGUCAAGCACAUUCAACAUGGUCACACGACUACUCACAGUCAAAGAUGCAGUCUGUCAAAUCACAAAUGACAUGGGAUGGGACAGUUUGCUUACAAGUGAGUGGCAAAAGCUUUCAUCAUUGCAUGACCUACUGCUGCCUUUUUGCGGAACACACUAAAACUCUCCAGAGUGACACCACAUCUAUGUCCCUAGUUGUUCCUGCUCUCUUUGAUCUGCUGAGCCACCUAACUGAAUUUGCAGAGAAAACUCGGUACAGAGACCUCGCCACUCUUGCAGAGAAAAUGAGAUCCAAUCUGAACCAGCGUUUUGCUUGCCUCUUGGAUUCAAACGAUGAAAAGUUCUCAGCACUUGCAGCAGCUGCCUGCUUUGUCAAUCCAACUGUCUGUGAAAUCCUUGUUAAUGUUGAUGUGGCUGAUGGAAAUAUCAAUGAACUGCUGAAACAGGCAGAAGACUAUGUUGUCAAAUGCACUUUACCACACACAAGACAGGAGGACCAGUAUGAUGAUGAUGAAGAAGAAGAAAAGGUUAUAGAUGAACAAGAAGCAGCGACAUCCUCAAAGCAGCCGGUGUUUAGGUUCCUCUCAAAAUGCCGCACAACAAGGCCUAAACAGAAAACCUCUGCAACCAGCAUCAGGCAGCAGAUCAUCAAGUAUAAGGAAGAACUUUCACAUCCCAUCACUGCAGACACAGGAACAGACUUCUGGCUGGAAAAGAGUGACAGUUUUUAUCACAGUUUAAAACCUUUUGCAUUAGACUUGUUGGCUAUACCAGCUUCUCAAGCUUUUGCAGAGAGGGUAUUCAGCAUCACAGGUGACCUCACAAGAGGACGGCGCAACAGAGGAAGGGUCACAUUGGAGCGAAGUGCUUUCCUUAAAAUGAACAGAAACAAAUAGAACCGUUGUAAUCACUACUAUUUACAGCAUUUGCUGUAUAUGCACAACUUGAAUGAUACUGAUUUUUGUUUAAUUUGAGAGCAGAGAUUUUUUUGUUCCAUGCAAUAAUGGCAUUACAGCUUAGCAUGUAAUUCACUUGUUUUGAGUUGAGCUCAUUGAUACUAGUGUUAAUUAGUAACAGAAGAAAUAUUUAUUUUAUGUGCAAUGACAUUACAACCAAUGCAUAUUUUCUUUUACAUGUGUUUUGUUGUUCUUUUCAAAUGAACAUUAAGGAAAUAUUUAUUUGGUAGUGUGUGCAAUGGCAUUACACAUUUUGUUCUUAUUAUUUGUGCUUAUUAUUUUUGAGAAUUGCACUUUAUUUUUAUAUUUUUGAACUUAAUGUUUUUGAUUUUACACAGGCUGUAAGUUCAGAGUUAGGUGGUUAUCUGUUUUCAUAAUAUUGGACCAUCUAUAUUUUUCAGGGAGAGUGGUUUUAAGCUUAUUUUAUGUGAGCUCUUUGAUAUUUAAGAAUAAAAUAAAAUGCAUGUUUUGCAUUACAACAGUUAAAUCUGUGUCUGUAUUGCAUAUUCAGAUCUUAAUACAAUUGCAUAGCAGACUGAUGGAUACUUCCAAUGACCGGAAAAUCUGGAGAAACA
Molecule: messenger RNA, 2414 nt
Organism: Paramisgurnus dabryanus
Lineage: Eukaryota; Metazoa; Chordata; Actinopteri; Cypriniformes; Cobitidae
Source: RefSeq, a predicted model, not a curated record